UCUAAUGGUAUUUUUUUCAAACGAAUCCCUUAUUCAUGCACCAACCCUAUUCCUUCAGUGCGACGCAUUUUCAUCAGCCAUCACUCUGCUUUGGCUGAUAGCAGAACAAAAAUUUCUUACGCUUGUUGGAACGUCUACGGUAAGUCCCUCCAUUUCUGCAGACGCAUUUUGCCAUUUUCCUUGUAGCAUCUUGUAGUUUUAACGUACACUUUCCAUCAAGCGUAACAAAAAUUUUCGUUCUGAAGAUAUGAAGUGUAAAGAUCCACAUCAACAAAACUAGUACGACAUUGUUAUUAAAUUUGAAGACUGAGAAAGUUAUAUUUUAAUUUUUCUUGCUUUUGUUCGUAGAAAGUGCUGUUAAUAAACGGACUUUUGGUAGUAUGUUAUCGAAAUUAAUCAGAGAAGAACCAACAAGUUUGAUGUUAAAUACCAAACUAUGCCUCAUUUCAAUGACACAUUCGAAUACGUUUUUGUCUAGUACGGUAUUCUUCAAAAAUCAGCCAACUUGUCGGAUCCAUUUUCAGACUUCAGAAAGACCCGCGAGCCUUAUUAAGAUUUAUCUGGAAUGUAUUUACCUGAAUCGUUUCGGUCUGCGUGCUACAAGAGUUUCAGUAAAUCAACCAGAGACGAACUUUGUUGGUUUUAUGGAGAGUGUUGAAUCAUAUUCGUCGGUUCAGCAAUUUAGUUUGUUGAUUCCUUUCAAUCGCUUAGCUUCUAAAUUGCGUGAUAUUUGUAUCAUUUUUGAAGUCCACGUAAUUGGAGAGUCAUCUUUUUGUUUACAGUUAACCGAUUCACAAUGGAAAAAACAGAUUAUUGAAUCCAUGAAUGGGCCAUUUACGGACCUCGUGUUAACGGUUAGAGGUCAUAAGCUUCCAGUCCACAAAUCAGUUUUGGCCGCUCGCUGCCCUGCUUUGACGGCAAAAAUAAAAGAUGCUGCAGUUGAACAACUUAUUUUGGAUGAAGAUCCUGUUACUUUCCGAAGAUUUCUUCAUUUUCUCUACACUGGUCUACUAGAUGACUGUGAUUAUUAUCUCAUAGAUAUGAAAACGUAUGCAAAGAAAUACUUCGUAGAUGAAAUGCUUCCUAAAUUUACCGCAAAUGGAACAAUGGAAAAAAUGGUCACGAAAUGUGAAGCUGACGUGAACUCACAAUUAACGAAAGGAGGUGUCGUAAUGCAAUAUUCAUGGACGUUGAAAAAGUUGCCAACUUUGAAUCGCACAACUUUCUCUAAUAAAUCAAAGGACGGUAUGUGGUUCGGCGUUGGUAUUCAGUGUGUACGUAUCAUCCCAUAUACAAAUUGUAGCGAGUUCGACCUAUACUUUUUUACUGGUCGAAACAGUCGAGUGGUUGGUGUCUCAUACUUCAACAGAUGGGAUCCCUGUUCACAGAAGAAACACAACAUGGAUCUUAAUAAAAAUCUGGUCUUCACAAGCAAUUUCUCCGUUGCAAAUGGAUACAAAUGUUACCAGUUCACGUUCUGUGUGACGAUCGAACAAGCGGAUAAUGAGGAAUAUCGAUACGAAUUGCAGGACAGUCUUUGCCCAACUCAGCUUUGGCGUUCCGCUUUGGAUGGCAUGACCACCGAUGUUCAGUUGCUCGUCUCUGGGCGUAUCUUUCAUGCCCAUCGAUGGAUUUUGGCCGCCCGGAGCCCAGUUUUUGCCGCAAUGUUUUCCCACGACAUGCUCGAGGCGAAUACUGGGUGUGUUGACAUCAGCGACAUUACACCAAGCAUAUUCGAACAAAUUUUGUUCUUUAUUUAUAAUGGCCGCAUACUCGACUCUACCCCUAAUUUACUUCUAUUGGAGGCAGCUGAUAAAUACCAAAUAGAAACGUUGGUUUUCAUUUGUCGGGCUUCUUCAUCUCCAAUGGAAAAGGACAGUUGA
Daphnia pulex (common water flea) is the source of this 1883-nucleotide messenger RNA. RefSeq lists its product as uncharacterized. Lineage: Eukaryota; Metazoa; Arthropoda; Branchiopoda; Diplostraca; Daphniidae. Gene Ontology annotation, cellular component: cytoplasm. The transcript has 3 exons. The record is from RefSeq and is a predicted model, not a curated record. The coding region runs from base 381 to 1883 and encodes 500 amino acids. Gene Ontology annotation, biological process: proteasome-mediated ubiquitin-dependent protein catabolic process; regulation of proteolysis. Gene Ontology annotation, molecular function: ubiquitin protein ligase binding.